AUGUCCGCCACUAACCUCCUCAAUGGCGACUCCAGCGCAGUCCACAACAGUAACAAGACCGACGGCCUUACCAAGGUGAACAGCCGCAGCAGCAACCACCCCACGAUUGACGACGCCAGCUCUCUCGACGAUGUGCGCGCCUCGCUCGCGGCGCUGCACAUGCGCGAGGCCGCCAUCACCUCCCGGCUCAAGGCCCUGAUCUCCUCGCAGGCGGACCUGUCGCGGGAGCUCGGCCGCCUCGACGUCCUCCGCGCGAACCUCGGCACCCAGGUGAUAGCCACGCGCUCCAUCUCCAACGGCAUGCUGUCUGGCGCGGCGGACACGGCGGGCCGGCUGUCCAACCGGGUCAAGGAGCUCGACCUCGAGAAGGAUCGCGUGCAGCAGACGCUCCGGGUCGUCGAGCAGGUGGCGGAGCUCAAGGCCUGCGUCCACGGCGUCGUGGGGUCCAUGGGCGCCCCGCAAGACUGGGAGGCCGCCGCAGGGUAUAUAGCGCGGGCCUCCAAGGUCCCCGAGGCCAUCGUUCGCGGCGGCUUUGCUGCUAGUAUCGUGCCCAGCGUCGAGGUGCCCGAUGCGCCGUGGGUCACGCUGGAGGACGCAAAGGAGAGCUUGUGCGGACUGUUCCUGAGGGAGUUCGAAAAGGCGGCGGGCGAGGGCGACGGGGCAAAGGUUACGCGGUUCUUCAAGCUGUUCCCUCUGAUCGGUAGGGGAGACACAGGCCUUGAGGUAUACGGACGAUAUGUCUGUCAAGGAGUGGCAGGUACCGCUAGGCAGACACUCAAGGAGGUUCCCGGUGGCCAAGGGCGGAAAGAUGGCUAUUUCUAUGCGAACGCGCUCACGAAACUCUUUGAACACAUUGCUCAGAUCGUAGAAGGCCAUGGUGGGUUGGUAGAACGACACUACGGCGCAGGCAAAAUGGUCAAAGUGAUCGAGAGGCUACAGAUGGAGGCUGAUGUUCAAGGUGGCAUCAUUCUCGACUCCUGGAGCGACGAAAGAGGCGUGGAUAGGAGGCUUACAGACGUCAAGAGCUAUCCUUUCUCCUUUCUUGUUCAAAGUUUUGUGCCUCCGGCUAAAGGCAUGGCUGGCACUCCUAGGAUGAACUCUCCCGCAGUAGGUGGUGGGACCAAUGCCAGGAGUAGUGAAGACGAAGGGGUGGACAUGAAAGAGGUUGAUGAGCUGCUUAGGGAGAUUGCCGUUAUGCUGGGCCGGUGGUCAUUAUAUUCCAGGUUCCUGGCAGGCAAAUGCAGAACUCCUGAUACAGCAGCCGAUGCGGCAUUGUCAUUACCCGAAGUACUCACCAACUCCAAUCUGGGCAAGAAAGUCUCCACCAAGCUUGGCACGCCAUAUCAAGUCAUGUCGACAUUCUUUUUCAGGAGGUCUGUAGAGAAGGCAUUCCAGUUAGACGAGUCACCAUCAGGCCUCUCACUGAGCUUGAACAAGGCCGUCGACGGCAACCCCCCUUACAUAAUAUCCGCAGUCGACGAUGUCAUGUACAUGGUCAGCACAGUUAUUGAGAGAUGUCUAUCUACCUCUCAGCGUGAGAUUGUCAGCUCUGUCGUACCCACCGUGAACAGAGUAUUAAGCGCUGAGUUCAUUGGUGUUAUUCAAAGAAGAAUGCAACACGACUGUUACCCGAAACCCGCCAUACAGGGUGGCUUUCCCCCGGAGGAUAAGAUUAUCGCUUUCAUCGUACUGAUCAACAGUCUCGAUGUGGCAAUCGAGUACCUGGAUCGAAUAAUAUCGCCCCGACUCGCCCUAUCGGACCAGUCCAAUGGCGCACCUCCCGCCAACCCUCUCGCUGCCUCGUUUCCCUUCGAACACGACAUCAACGUUGUCGUCAAUUCCCUCAAAGGCCUGAAUUCCAGCUUCUCACUAAAAGCCAACGAGCUUUGUACCGAAGGAGUUGCACAUCUGUUUUCCAACGUCGUGGAUAAGCGACUGAAACUUACCGUACAAGAGACCUUCCGUGAUGCGGACUACGCUCUGACAGAGGAAGAGCUGGCUGAGAUAGCGCUCCAGAACGAUGAAGAGGAGGAAGACAUGUUGGACCUCGUGCAGCGGCAGUUCGAGCGUGGCUGGAACGCGCUCGUGAAACCUAUCGAGCGCAUCAUGACGCCGAAGCCUUUUGCCUCUUUGAUGAACAGGAUUGCCAAGGAGCUCGCCAUCACUCUGGAGCGGAGGGUGUGGAGGUACGGUGGCAAGGCGAAUGCCUAUGGUGCCAUAAGGAUGGAGAGGGACUUUUCUGGCAUCAUCAGCAUUGUGGCGAAAGGCAACUACAGCAUGAGAGACCUGUUCAGCAGGGUGAGCCAGACACUCAUGGUCGCGAACAUGGAGGACGAUGAGUGGGACGAGCUCAUGGCGGAGGGUGAGGACGGCAUUGAAUGGGUACUGAGUGAUGAUGAGAUGCGGAGGGCUAGAAAUCUAGUCAGGGAUUAG
Truncatella angustata is the source of this 2433-nucleotide messenger RNA. RefSeq names its product COG4 transport protein-domain-containing protein. The transcript is spliced from 2 exons. NCBI's taxonomy places the organism in Eukaryota, Fungi, Ascomycota, Sordariomycetes, Amphisphaeriales, Sporocadaceae. The record is from RefSeq and is a predicted model, not a curated record. The coding region runs from base 1 to 2433 and encodes 810 amino acids.